GUCUCCAGAUUCCAAGAUUGCACUGCAAGGACAAGAUGGAUUUAUGCAGCCUUUAUUACCAGGAUCUCUCCCCGCAGGAGGUACCGAGUUUGGAGACUGCGGCUCAAGUUUUCAGAUAUGGGGAUCCUGGAUUUCUCCAGGGCUUGGACAGGAACCGGCUGAGUGCAGACAAGGGACUGUACCCCAACUCAAACAGCACACCCCUCUCUUCCAAUGCCUUCACAGAGCAAUCUCUUAAUUACUGGGAGCACUGCCAGUCAGGGUUACUUUCUGUCCCGACCCAAGGAGAGUCUCUGUCUUCGGAUGAGUUCCUGCCAUCUUUCCAGACACUUCUACCUUCAUAUGCUAGAGAGCUACAGCAGCAGCCUACCCACCAGGAGAUGUUGGGCCAUGAGGCUGGGGACUCCCUGUACUACCCCCAGCAUGAUGCUCCAAUGGAGAGCUUCUCCCACAGUUUGGGAGCUGGAAACGUGGGGGACCAGGGCUUCUCCUGGGCGUCUGAGGAGUGGCACAGCUGGGACGAGGCCACGUGGCUGAGCUGUAAUUCCUAUGAAGGUUCCACCAUGCAUCCAUCACCAGGGUUGGGCAGAAACCAGUCUUGCAUGCAGAUAAAUCACAGCUCGACGUUAAACAGAGCUCCACAGACAGGUUUUACUGUCGAUAGUUCUGGUUUCCAGCAAGCAGUCAGCCAGCCGGGGCCUCGGAGUGCCAGUGAUAAAGAGAGGUUCCAUCCUACUCCGAGAGCACCAGGAUCCAAAGACAGCAAGUCCACUCCAUCCACCGGAUCAGGUCCAAUCCAACUCUGGCAGUUCUUGUUGGAAUUAUUGCAAGACUCCACGUGCCAGAAACUGAUCAACUGGACAGGCAACGGCUGGGAGUUCAAACUAUCAGACCCUAACGAGGUGGCAAGGCGAUGGGGGAGGCGAAAGAACAAACCCAGAAUGAACUAUGAGAAGUUGAGUCGCGGAUUACGAUAUUAUUACCAUAAGAACAUAAUCCACAAGACAGGCGGUCAACGCUACGUCUACCGAUUUGUGUGUGAUUUGCAGGACAUGCUGGCCCGACCAUCACAGGGGCCACAGCAGGAGUCCAAAAACCACGAACAAAGACAAAGGAAUCAAUGAAAAAAAGUUUUGGUACAGAAAUCGUUUGGCCAGAGCUCACAGGGACAUUCUGGACUGUGAAUGCCCUAACCUUACAUUAAAGGGA
Pelobates fuscus (common spadefoot toad) is the source of this 1209-nucleotide messenger RNA. It is a transcript of the gene ETV2, whose product is annotated as ETS variant transcription factor 2. The record is from RefSeq and is a predicted model, not a curated record. Gene Ontology annotation, biological process: regulation of transcription by RNA polymerase II; cell differentiation. Gene Ontology annotation, cellular component: nucleus. Bases 36 to 1124 code for a protein of 362 amino acids. The transcript is spliced from 7 exons. Lineage: Eukaryota; Metazoa; Chordata; Amphibia; Anura; Pelobatidae. Gene Ontology annotation, molecular function: DNA-binding transcription factor activity, RNA polymerase II-specific; sequence-specific DNA binding.